AAAUAGUUUAUAAAGUAGUUGUAUCUUAUAUGUUGGUAGCACUGUUCUACUGUCACAUACUUUAUUCAUUUUAUUGUUUUUUGUUAAUCGGGAUGGGUUUAAAAUUUGUUUUUUCAAUAAUUAUAAUGAUUUAGUGAAAAGUUUCAGUAGUCUGAAAAAAUUACUUAAUCUAUUCAUAAAUGGAAAAAAUGAACGGAAUAAGAAUGAAAACAAUCGGAAUCAAAAAACCUAUUCGUAUGUGGAUAGAUGGUAAAUGCUUCAACAUUAAACAUUUUAAUGGAAAACAAAGGCAAACUGUGAGUCCUCAUCCAUUAACAGGUACAUCGGAUUUUGAAAAUUAUGAUAUGUAUAACAUUGAUUUUGAUACUUUAGAAGACGGAACUUUAUACACAAGCUUUGAGUUACCACAGUUAUAUUACACAAAACUCAAAUGUAAUGAUUUCUUUGAUUUGAAUUUGUUAAAAAACAAAACCAAAACUACUAUAUCAGUACCAAGUUAUGGUAACAACAGAAAAUUGAUAAUAUCAGGAGUUGAGGAUAAUAUAAGAGAUGCUUUGAUUGAAUUACACUCAGUUAUAGGUUAUAUAAGAGAUAGAUCAUUGCCUUUACAAUUCACUUCAAUUCCUUUAGUAAAUGAGGAAAUAAGAAGUAAUUUUGAAAAUUUUAAAAGUGAAAUAUUGAAUGAUACGAGUUUACGUGGUGUUGAAGAAUCAAUUUUUCAGAGUCCUCUUAAACUACAUCUUACAAUAAACAUAUUAGUCUUAUUGAAUGAUAGAGAAAAAAAUGAGGCCGUUCUGGCUUUGGAGGAAUUCAAUGAGAAUGUCUUGAAGCCUUUAAAACAAAAAAAUGGCGAACUUAAAAUUCACGUUGCUGGUAUUGAUUGUAUGAAUGGAAACUAUAAAAAAGUCGAUGUGUUAUAUGCAAAAGCAAAAAUUUAUAAUGAAACUGAAGAAAUUAGUUUACAAGAUAUUGCAAAUCAAUUAUCAGAACAUUUUUACCAAAAAGGUUUAUUGAAACAACACCAGGAACAGAUUAAAUUACAUAUGACUUUGAUGAAUACGAAAUACAGGAAUUCGAAAAAAAAGUGGGCGAAAAGAGUUAAUUUUGACGCCACGAAAAUAAUGGAAAAGUACAAAGAUUAUGAAUUCGGUAAAUGCGAUUUUAAUACUGUACAUAUUUCUAAUAUGAGUUCUCUAGGGGAGGAUGGAUUUUACGAAUCUUUAACUAGCGUUGUGAUUUAAUUUAUUUAUAUUUUUGAAUAUGUAAUAUGUUGAUGACAUUUUACUUUGCAAUAAACGAGUACAAAUUUA
This is a messenger RNA of Diorhabda carinulata, 1310 nucleotides long. RefSeq names its product activating signal cointegrator 1 complex subunit 1. The transcript is spliced from 5 exons. NCBI's taxonomy places the organism in Eukaryota, Metazoa, Arthropoda, Insecta, Coleoptera, Chrysomelidae. The record is from RefSeq and is a predicted model, not a curated record. Gene Ontology annotation, biological process: DNA alkylation repair; regulation of DNA-templated transcription. Gene Ontology annotation, cellular component: nucleus. Bases 180 to 1241 code for a protein of 353 amino acids.